AUGGCCUCACAGCCCAAUUCCUAUGUCCGUCCCAUAAGCUCGAAGCCGAGAUAUACGCCAUAUGAUGCAGCAGCAAGGCCAAAAGCACUCGGGGGCGUUCCUAUGGAUCACACGUGGUCUGAUAUCUCGACAAGUAGUGAGCUCUCGAAUACUACAACAUACUCUGUGCCUUCGAGUUGUACGACAAUGGAGCUUGAUCAUCAAGGUGAUUUAGCACCCACGUUUGGCGCUGGGUACUCUAAUGAUGAGGCCCAAGUUGAGUUGGGGGGUCCCUCCAACACUGGAUAUUCUAACGAGAUCCUCAAUUACGACGCACCCCAAAGUAUUCCUUUCACAGCUAUCACGGAAUCGAUGCCCUUCAGCUUUCAGAGUCAGCGACCGACGCCUUUGGGACUCGAGUGGAUGGGAAACAUGAAAGUGUUAGACUUCUACGACCUUGUGGUUGAAAAGUCGAAAGAGCCAUACCUUGUCCUUCGCGAUGAGUUUCCGGAAUAUCCACGGACUCCUCGAAUAGUGUAUCUUGAUAGAGACAUGGGGCAGGCUGCUAGAAAAGACUACCAUCCAUGCCAGUUCCCUGACAACCGCUGCUGGAAGAGAGGGAAGACGGCCACUCGUCCUGUUUUUCGAAGGCCAGCAGAUCUCGAGCGGCACUACGUUGUUGUGCAUGCGUCUGCCCAAUCCUUCCCAUGCGACUACCAGCGAUGUAAUCGCAAACGCAAUGCAUUUACCCGCAAAGACCACUGCCGCGACCACUUCAAAGAAUUUCACAAGGAGGACAUCGGCCAUUGCAAGGGCGAGAAAUCAGCCAAGAAUAAGGCAGAGCGGCAGGCAAAGGAGCAGGCAUGGUUAGAUGAACGCAAAAUCGAUCCGAAGUGGUGGCGGUGCGCCAAGUGUCUUGAAAGGGUUCGGGUGGCCAAGGCUGGGUGGCAGUGCUCCAGCUGCAAGCGCGACUGCGAGCCACAUCGAAAGAAGGCUCGCUUGGGGCAACAAGUGGGAGCUGACGUAUACGACUUGGAAAUGGAGAUGUCUCGUCAAGCUUCAUUAUCCACCUACGGCAGCGGCGAAUCCCAACUCAAAGUUGCCGGCACCGCUGAUAUGUACGACGUGGGAAUUGAGACGACGCAUCCAGCACCGUCCUCCCCCUACGAUAGUGACGAAGGCCUACAAAGCAUGGCUGGAGGCUCAGAAUCGCAACGCAACUUCGAUGAAUAUGAACAAUACCCAAGGGAGGCUUGCAUGGAUCACUUAGCAGAAGCCGCUGAUGUGUACGACAUGGGAUAUAAGGCGUCACCUCAGGUAUCAUCGCAGACCUAUGAUGGUCAAAAAUACCUGCAAGACUUGGUCGGAGAUUCAGAAUCAUACAGUCAGUACCAUAACUACCCAGAGCAGUUACAAUUUGAUGAUGUGACCUGGUCAUCUCCUCGUCCCUGGUGA
Molecule: messenger RNA, 1434 nt
Organism: Venustampulla echinocandica
Lineage: Eukaryota; Fungi; Ascomycota; Leotiomycetes; Helotiales; Pleuroascaceae
Exons: 2
Coding region: 1-1434 (477 amino acids)
Source: RefSeq, a predicted model, not a curated record